GCGGGGAUGUAGGAGCCUACUUUACCUCCUAUUUCUACCCCUUCAAGCGGCGCUGGAUGAGCGCCGGCGUGGCCCGGCAGCGAGUGGAGCAGUCCUUUCGGGUGGCGUUGGUCCAGGACGCCCGGACCAACCUACGCGAGGCUGAAAGGUGGGCUUGUGCCAUCAGGGAUGCCUCUGUGCAGCAGGCGCUCCGGAAAGACGGCGUCAAAAACUCAGAGGUACGGCGGCCUUGCCGAGUCAUGAUACUGGUGAACCCUCUCAGUGGGCGCGGCCAGGCUCUCCAGCUCUUCACCAACCACCUGCAGGGCAUGCUCACGGAAGCCGCCGUGCCAUACACGCUUGUCAUCACAGAGCACCAGAACCACGCACGGGAGCUGGUGAAGAAGGCGGACCUGUCACAAUGGGAUGCUCUGGUUAUCAUGUCCGGAGAUGGGCUUCUCUUUGAGGUGAUAAAUGGUCUGAUGGAGCGUGACGACUGGCAAGAGGCCAUCCAGACCCCUCUGGGGAUUCUCCCGGGUGGCUCUGGCAACGCCUUGGCCGCGUCUGUCCACCACUAUUCUCAGUCACCCCCUGCGUGGAAUGAAGAACUGCUUCUGAGUUGUGGCUUCAUGUUGUGCAAGGGUCUGGUCGGUUCCUUGGACUUGGUGUCGAUACAUUUAGCUUCCAAACAGCGCGUCUUCUCCUUCCUGUCCUUGGCCUGGGGUUUCGUGGCCGACGUGGACAUCGAGAGUGAGAAGUACCGCCACGUCGGCGCGAUCCGCUUCCUGAUGGGUACCCUGGUGCGCCUGGCCAGUCUUCGAGUGUACCAGGGCAGGUUGGCGUACCUACCCAUAAACCAAAAACCAAACCUUCCUUCCACACCUCAGCGGCCCUCGCUACUCGAAACUCCCUGUGAUGGCAAAAUCCGAGCGCCCCUGGACUCUUUGCUACCUGGACUAGAGCAGCCGGUCCCAGAGAGCUGGACUGUUGUCAAGGCGGAGGACUUUGUCUUGGUGCUGGCAAUAUACCAGUCUCACCUGGCCGAGGACUUAUGGGCAGUCCCCGAUGCCACGGCGGAUGACGGAAUCAUCCACCUCUUUUACGUGACUGCCGGAAUCUCCCGCCCCGCCCUCCUACGCCUCUUCCUUGCCAUGGAGAAAGGAGCACAUUUAGCAUGCGGCUGCCCAUACCUGGUCUACGAGAAGGUGCAGGCGCUGCGGCUGGAGCCCAUCUCUCGAGAGGGUGUGAUCACGGUGGACGGAGAGACAGUAGAAUACGGGCCGGUUCAGGCACAAAUACACCCCGGACUGGCCAGACUGAUAUAUGGAUAAAGGCAGAUUAUGUUAACCUUUCAAGUUUGGCCUUUUCACUCAGUGUUGAUCUCUUUGUAUAUGCUGUGUUUUAUAAGUGCCAAAGACAUUUAAUCAGCCGCUCAGAAUUCCUCUAUUUUUCUAUUGAAACAGGUUGUCCCCUUUUUCUAAGAUCACCGUAACCUUCCCUGCUUCCACCUUUUAGAUUCAGUGUCCUAGCAAUGGGUUUUUGUCCUUCACUGCUGGCUGGUUCCAGCGUAACCGCUUGAGGGGCAUCAUGGUGAGAUCCUCAUACGUUCAUGCAAAGUUACCAUAACGCAUGUGCGCG
Messenger RNA from Syngnathoides biaculeatus (alligator pipefish), 1617 nucleotides. RefSeq names its product sphingosine kinase 1. The record is from RefSeq and is a predicted model, not a curated record. The transcript is spliced from 6 exons. Gene Ontology annotation, biological process: negative regulation of apoptotic process; sphingosine biosynthetic process; cellular response to growth factor stimulus. Bases 57 to 1310 code for a protein of 417 amino acids. Gene Ontology annotation, cellular component: membrane; intracellular membrane-bounded organelle; cytoplasm. Lineage: Eukaryota; Metazoa; Chordata; Actinopteri; Syngnathiformes; Syngnathidae.